Molecule: messenger RNA, 1138 nt
Organism: Austrofundulus limnaeus
Lineage: Eukaryota; Metazoa; Chordata; Actinopteri; Cyprinodontiformes; Rivulidae
Product: dynein light chain Tctex-type 3
Exons: 5
Coding region: 72-419 (115 amino acids)
Biological process (GO): microtubule-based movement
Cellular component (GO): cytoplasmic dynein complex; cytoplasm
Molecular function (GO): dynein intermediate chain binding
Source: RefSeq, a predicted model, not a curated record
CAAUAACAGCAGACAGACACCGGCUUUUAUACGAAGACAACACAAAGCCAGACUCACCGGUGGUUGGAAACAUGGAGGAGUACAACUCUGGGGAUGAUGUCAUCUUCAAUACUGAUGAGACAAGUAACUUAGUGAAAGAGUGUAUUGAAGGAGUCAUUGGUGGAACAGAUUAUAACCAGAAUAAAGUCAACCAGUGGACGGCAACUAUAGUGGAGCAUAUACUGAAUCACCUGAUCAAACAAGGACGGCCAUUUAAAUACAUAGUGAACUGUGCAAUCAUGCAGAAAAGUAGUGCAGGUCUCCACACAGCCAACUCCUGCUACUGGGACACUGCUACAGAUGGAAGCUGRACAGUCCGGUGGGAGAACCGUACCAUGUACUGUGUGGUCAGUGCGUUCGCCGUCGCUGUGGCGCUGUGAUGAUGAAGCUGAAGAGGUAGUCCCUCCCAAUGCUGUCGGUUCUGAAGCUCUGCUUGAAAUGACACCAGGAAGCAUCAAAGAUCCAGCCCUCGUGGUUAUUAUUCUUUUUCCUUUCAAGCAGAAACAACAGUUGUGUGCUGUUGUUGUGCCUGCGUAUGUGUGGAUUAAAGUUCAUAUUCAGUGGGUGGAGCCUAACAUUAAAAAAAUACUUUAAUUAAAUGGCACUUAUAAUUUGGUCCUAAAGCAUUUCCAUACAGUAAACGGUUUCAGGUUCAGGCAAGAAUGCAAAGGUUUUGWUAUUUCAUCCGUCUAGUAGGAUCCUCAUAUUUGUAUGUGUAAGAGAACAUAUGUACUUAUUUUGACUUGUAAAUUAUACUUCAUUGAAAACCAAAUACUUGCAACAAUAACUGACAUUCCUGUCUGUCUUAGUUGAACUUUAUUUAUAUUUAGUAAAGACCUGAAUGCAAAAUAUCUGCAUGAUUCUCUAUAAAACAUUCAACUCUAAGUACAAAAAAACUGACUGAGAUAUACUGUUAAGUGUUUUAGAAAAGGUUCCUUGUGUUUUAGUCAGUUUAUAUUAUCGCUGUAUAAAUUAGAUGAUCUGUGUGGUUUGGUAAGUUUGUUCCUGCAAGUUUGGAUGUCAUUUCUAAUCUGUUUAAGUUCUGUGAAAUUGUUUAAUCUUAUUGAAAAUAUUUAAUAAAUAAUUUUGUCGGUCAUUA